UCGUGUCUCUGUGAGAGGGAGAAGAGAGCUGUAAACAGAAAAAACAACAACAGAAAACAAAGAGAAGAAGAAGAAGAAGAACAUCGAGAACAGCGAGAAGAGAUCAAGAGAAAAGUUUGAUUUUACAGAAAAGGAGUAAUAAUUUGAUUAAUUUUUGUAAUUAAUUAAAUUAUUAUUAGAUUAAAAGAUGUCUCUAGUGAGAAGAAGAACUUUACUGAAGGUCAUUGUUCUUGGAGAUAGUGGGGUGGGAAAGACAUCGUUGAUGAAUCAAUAUGUUCAUAAGAAAUUUAGUCAGCAAUAUAAAGCAACAAUAGGUGCUGAUUUUGUAACCAAAGAAGUGCAGCUUGAUGACAGGAUUGUAACACUUCAAAUAUGGGACACGGCUGGACAAGAAAGAUUUCAAAGUCUUGGUGUUGCGUUUUAUAGAGGGGCAGAUUGUUGUGUUCUAGUUUACGAUGUUAAUGUACAGAAAUCAUUUGAUAAUCUCAACAAUUGGCGCGAGGAGUUUCUUAAGCAGGCAAGCCCGGCUAAUCCUGACAAAUUCCCAUUCAUUUUACUUGGGAACAAGGUCGAUAUAGAUGGAGGAAACAGCCGAGUGGUUUCUGAAAAGAAGGCUAAGGAGUGGAGCUCAUCCAGAGGUGACAUUCCCUACUUCGAGACCUCAGCUAAAGAGGAUCAGAACGUGGAUGUUGCAUUUCAAUGUGUUGCAAAGACUUCACUUGCCAAUGACCAACUGCAGGAUAUAUACUUCAAUCCCAUCCCAGAUGAAGUCCCAAUCGAGCGAAGUGGAGGUGGGGGCUGCGCUUGUUAGUAAAAUAGUUCUGGUUUUGUUUCUCAGAGUGGACAACCUAAGCUAUAUAGCCAACAGACUUUUGGAACUCUUUUCGUUUGCCUGAUCCAUAUCUUUGUUCUUUUUCUAUUGUCAUUCCUACCAUUUUUUGUGCCUAUUACCACUUCUGUAUACUAAACCUCUCGGCGCGGAGAAAUUUAGUGAUGUUCUUCUUUCUUAUUUUGUUGGGUCUGCUACUGCUUGUAAAAACAUCAUCCCUUUUUAUCCGAAGAUGGUGAUUAACUUGAAGAUUCCUAGGUAGAAGCAACCUAUUUGGUGGUGAGUUAUGGAUUGAUGCUGCGAAUAUUUUGGGGUUUAUUCCUGGCAAACUUGGUCAGUGAUAUUUGUAAUGUUAUUAAGAGCCUAAAAACUGAUCUGUGAUGUUAUUUAAAGCCUCAAUAUUGAACUGUAUUCUAUUCU
Papaver somniferum (opium poppy) is the source of this 1249-nucleotide messenger RNA. Its product is annotated as ras-related protein Rab7-like. Gene Ontology annotation, molecular function: GTPase activity; GTP binding. Gene Ontology annotation, cellular component: vacuolar membrane. The transcript is spliced from 7 exons. NCBI's taxonomy places the organism in Eukaryota, Viridiplantae, Streptophyta, Magnoliopsida, Ranunculales, Papaveraceae. Bases 188 to 811 code for a protein of 207 amino acids. The record is from RefSeq and is a predicted model, not a curated record.